UUAGCCUCUGAGCCCAACCUGAAGUUGCGCUGUAAAGCUAAAAAGACUGAACGGCGCAAAAACCCACUGACCCGGAAGGAAAGCGCCCCCCCUUCCUUGAAAAGGCGCCCGGCAGAAGCCAUUGAUUCAUCCCCCAGCAGCAGCAGCACCCCAGUCUCUGGAUGCAGUUCACCCAAUGACAGCCUGGUGCCAGAACAUGGAGCUGCACCAGGGCUUAUCCAAGAGGUAUGGAACCCAGGGGACGGUGACCACAGGGCACACCCAGGCCUUGCACACAAGGUGCCUGUCCUGACUAGCACUCAUUCACCCAUGUUUCUACCUGCCAACCUGGAGCAACACGAACCCGGAAGCCCUCUGUCCCCUCGACUUCACCCUGUUAUCAUUCUGGAGCCCUCUCCUCUGGUUGCAGUUCCAGGGCUGGGAUCAGUCCCCUUUCACUUCAGCUCUUCAAUGCUUCCUUCGGAGCGGCUGCCGAUGCCGGUGAUCCAUAAGCCCUUGGGACGGACCCGCUCGGAGCCUCUGCCAUCCAACUCCAGAACUGUGCAGCAGCAACUGGCAUACCAGCAGCACCACGCUUUCCUCCUGGAGCACCUGAAACAGCAGACUCAGCUGGGAAAGCGCAUGGCCAAAUCCAGUGAGAAGCCUCGCCUGCAGCAGAUCCCCUCUUCCGAAGACAUGGAGGCCACGGCAGGAGAAGACCUGUAUGAGCAGCCCCAGGGCCAGGGGGAGCCUCCACCAUCAGGAGGUGGCAGCAAGGAAGCGGAAAGGAUCUCCAGGUUGGGUCAGCAGCCUCGAGAGGAGAUUGCCCUUCAUCAGGCACAUUAUGUCUGGGAGCAGCAACAGCGUAUGCAACAGCAACAGCUCCUCCGAAGGCAGCCUGCUGACUCGUUGCUGACCCCAGCCGCACGGGGAGGCCACCGGCCCCUCUCCCGAGCUCAUUCCUCACCCGCUCCGGCCACCGCCUGUCUCCCUAGCCAGGACGCGUCUUCCAAGGUCAUCCCACUUCCAGUGCCAGAACAGUCCAUCAAGCCGCGCUUCACCACAGGGAUCGUGUACGACUCUGUCAUGCUGAAACACCAGUGCUCGUGUGGGGACAACAGCAACCAUCCUGAGCAUGCAGGCCGAAUCCAGAGCAUCUGGUCUCGCCUGCAGGAACGUGGACUACGCAACCAGUGUGAGGUAGGGGGCAGUGUAGGCCAGAUAAAAAGCACCUUUGGGACAACUCACAGGCUUCUUACCUUCUCUCUUCCUCCCCCUCAGGAUGUUCACCAUGGUAACGGGACACAGCAAGUUUUCUACAGAGAUCCAAAUGUCCUCUAUCUCUCCUUGCAUCGCUAUGAUGAUGGCAACUUUUUCCCUGGUAGCGGAGCAGCUGAUGAGGUGGGCUCUGGGGCCGGAGAAGGUUUCACCGUCAAUGUGGCUUGGACAGGAGGCCUUGAACCCCCCAUGGGAGAUCCAGAGUAUUUGGCGGCUUUCCGGACGGUGGUGAUGCCAAUUGCCCAAGAGUUCUCCCCGGAUGUGGUGCUGGUAUCUGCAGGCUUUGAUGCAGCCGAUGGCCACCCUCCUCCGCUGGGGGGUUACAAAGUCUCAGCCAAAUGUUUUGGUUAUAUGACCAGGCAGUUGAUGAAUGUGGCUGGUGGGGCUCUCGUUCUAGCCCUGGAAGGAGGCCAUGAUUUGACCGCCAUUUGUGAUGCUUCGGAAGCCUGUGUGUCUGCUCUGCUGGGUAACGAGCUUGAGCCUCUUCCGGAAGAGAUCUUGCAGCAGAAACCUAGCACUAAUGCUGUGCACUCCUUGGAGGCGGUAAUCGAGGUGCAAAGUAAGUGGAGGGAUUCCUCUUAUUGUGAAGGAUAGAGUGGGCGCAUGGAAGAGAGCAACUGCUACAAGCAGCUGCUUGGCACUGCAAUGGUCUUCGGGAAUGCCUUUGAGAGACAGGAGGAAGAGACACAGAGGACUAGGCAGUGGUCAGAUAAGAGGCAGUUUAGCCUGCAGAAAUAAUGGGACCGUGGCUAAUGUCUCCGAGGGGCCCUCCCUAGUGUCUUGGGCCUUGUAAUGGCAAGCGGUGACUGAUAUAUUUUCAGACUUACAAGGUUCUGUUACUGUAACUUUACAAUAAUGUUAGUACUCAUAGAUAGAAUCUCUUGUUUGGACUGCCUCUGAGAGUUGAUACCAAUCUUCCAAAUCUGAAAAUACCAAUCUUACAAAUCCACACCACAUUUGCAGCCAGAAAAGUUAGGGAUGGCCACUUCUGAGAUAUUUGCCACACACCAAUUCUUUUUAAGUGUUUUUUUUUUAAAUCAAGGCAACCUGGUCUACCCAAAUAUGGGGCAGAGCAUAUGGCUUGUCAGGG
Thamnophis sirtalis is the source of this 2347-nucleotide messenger RNA. NCBI's taxonomy places the organism in Eukaryota, Metazoa, Chordata, Lepidosauria, Squamata, Natricidae. The record is from RefSeq and is a predicted model, not a curated record.